Cololabis saira (Pacific saury) is the source of this 20124-nucleotide messenger RNA. RefSeq names its product obscurin, cytoskeletal calmodulin and titin-interacting RhoGEF b (gene obscnb). The transcript is spliced from 81 exons. The coding region runs from base 229 to 18213 and encodes 5994 amino acids. The record is from RefSeq and is a predicted model, not a curated record. Gene Ontology annotation, molecular function: protein binding; guanyl-nucleotide exchange factor activity. NCBI's taxonomy places the organism in Eukaryota, Metazoa, Chordata, Actinopteri, Beloniformes, Belonidae.
AGGAAGAAUAAGUCGAGUUACCCUCCCACCAGUGGAGGCUGGAGGUGCCACCAUCCCGGAUUUGCUAUUAUUUCACGGAUAUUUGGGCAGGGAGAAGACCGUUUCUGCUCGAUAUCCUUUCACCACUCUUCACAGGCGACAUCACCUGGAAAAUCUCCGCUGCCAGGUGGCUCUCACAUGAUUCAACGGCCAUUUUACCUGAGUGGCUGAAGCCUCAAGGAAUAAACAAUGGAUCAAAACUUAUUUGGAGGAGCCCCCAGGUUUCUCACCCGCCCAAAGGCGUUCUCAGUAUGUGUGGGCAAGGAUGCCACACUCAGCUGCACUGUCGUGGGCAACCCCACCCCGCUGAUCACCUGGGAAAAAGACAAGCUCAAGAUCACGUCUGGCAGCCGCUUCAAGACUGUGGAGGAUGAAGAUGUGUACCGUCUGACCAUCUACGAUCUAACCCUGGAGGACGGUGGGCAUUACAUGUGCAAAGCCAAAAACAGUGUUGGCGAAGCUUAUGCUGCUGUGACCCUCAAAGUGGCCCUGCCAGGAGAAAUGUCUCAGAGGGCUCCUGUUUUCAUGGUGAAACCCGCAUCCACGCGCGUGGGUUUGGGAGGUGAUGUUGUUUUCCACUGCCGGGUCGCGGCUCACCCUGAGGCCAACUUUGACUGGGAGAAGGAUGGACGCUAUCUAGGGGAGACGACCCGCAUUAAAAUUAUUUCUGACAACGACAGCAGCACCUUAAAAAUCCAAGGCGUACGCAACCUGGACAGUGGCACCUUCACCUGCAGAGCCCAGAACUCCGUAGGCCGAGCCAACGCUGCAGCGGUUCUUACUGUAGACGCUCAGGAUUCUCACCACGCCGCCGCAGACAAGGGCUCUUCUCUACUCUCCCACCUGCAAAAGCGCAAAGAAGAGAUGAAUAAAGACAUCUCUAUCUAUCGCACUGAAGAAAGUCACAGCUCAGUUUCUUCCUCCGUCAAGGCCAACAUGAAAGAUGCCUUGGGUUCUCUGAAUCUGGAGCAUGAGCUGAGGGCGCGUGCGUUGGCAAAGCUUCCCAAAGGUGUAUUCACCCGUACGUGCACCGUGACAGAAGGCAAACAUGCCAAACUCAGCUGCUUUGUGACCGGCCACCCCAAACCACACAUCAUCUGGAGGAAAGAUGGAGCCAACAUCAGCGAGGGCCGCAGGCAAGUGAUUUAUGAGGACCAAGCUGAGAACUUCAUCCUCAAGAUCCUGUACUGCAAGCAGAGCGAUAACGGUCUCUACACCUGCAAUGCAACCAAUAUGGCCGGGCAAACCUACAGUGCUGUGUUGGUUACAGUCAAAGAGCCUAAAGUGCCAUUCAGGAGGAAACUGCUGGAUGUGGAGGUACAGGAGAAAACCUCGGCCACUCUCUUGUGUGAGGUUCCUCUUAAUGCCACACAGGCCGAGUGGUUCAUGGAGGAAACGCGGCUGCAGCAAAAUUCCAAAUUUCACAUGGAGGAGCAAGGCACCCUGCGUCGUCUCACCAUCCAUAACGUCACUACCAACGAUGAUGGAGUUUAUAUCUGUGAGAUGAAAGAGGGCAGCCGCACCGUGGCUGAGCUCACUGUCCUGGGUAACAUCACCAAAAAGCUUCCUCGAAGGACAGUAGUCCCUGUCAGUGACACCGUCAUCUUUUGUGUGGAGCUGGAGCAUCCCUGUCCGGAUGUCUACUGGACUCGGAAUGGAGAGAAGCUGAAGGAGGAUUCCCGUAUUUCCACCGCCUGUGUGCUCAGACAGUACACACUCACGAUUAGAGAUUGCCAGGCAGAUGACUCAGGAGAAGUGGCCUUUGUGGCUGGAGACUGCAAGACCUCCACUCGAUUCACCGUCACCCCUGCACGGAAGCAUCCUCCUGACCCCCCAGUGGAUGCUGUGGUGCAGAAUAAGACAGACUCAUCCAUCACCAUUCACUGGUCUCCUCCUGACAGCGACCGUCCUGUUCCCAUCAAAGGCUAUAUUGUGGAGAGGAGGAGGGUUGGUGCUACUACAUGGCAGAGGUGCAAUGUUGAUGAGACCAUCCUUUCAACAGAGAUCACCAUCCGUAACUUCUCUGAGGAGUCGAGCUACCAAUUCCGCAUCUCUGCAAAGAAUGACUUUGGCCAGAGUCCCUACUUGGAGGUACCUGGAAGUUUCUACCUUGAGCCCUCUGCAGAAAUCAGACAAGGCCUGAUGAACAGUACCGCAGUCUCUGGCGAGGAGUUUUCCAUCUCGCUGGAGCUGUCCGCUGUCUGCUCGGGCUUCUGGUCCCUGAAUGGGCGUCUGCUGCGGAGCGGAGCUGAGUAUCUCAUCACCAGGUCCAAGAACACGCACACUCUGCUCUUCCGUGAUGUGGACAUGGACAUGAAUGGCGCUGAAGUCAAAUUUGUGGGCGGAGGCUCACAGAGCAGCUGCAUCAUAUCUGUGAAAGCUCCUUUAGUCAGAUUCACCAGCAAGUCAGAUCGUCCAGAGAUCGUGACAUGCAGUGUCCAAGAAACCGCUCAGCUGACUGCCGAGUUGUCAAAUUACAAAGCAGAGGUGGUUUGGAUGAGGAACGGACGGGAGGUAAAAGUGGGCAAGAAGUACGAAUAUGUCAAAAAAGAUCGCAAGAGGAUCCUGAUGGUACACAAUGUUACAGAAGAAGAUGUGGGCAUUUAUGAAUGUGUUUUAGCUGAUGACAAGUUGCCCAUUCAACUCUCUCUUAAAGAUGAACCUGCCAAAUUUCUAAACAAAGCUAGAGGUACCAUGGGAUUGUCAUCGACCCUUAAAGGAGACCUUGAGCUCAGUUGUGAAGUAUCUCCUGCUAGUGCUGCUGUUGUAUGGAGAAAAGAUCAAGUAGAGAUCACUGAGGACCAAAGAACUACCAUCAUCUCCAAGGGGACUCAAAGGAAGCUCGUCAUGAAGAGCGCCAAGAAAAGUGAUGAAGGACAUUAUUCCUGUGAGACAGCAGCUGACAAAAUCACAUUCCACGUCAAGAUAAAAGAAAGUCAAGCCGCAGCUGUCUUCUCCAACAAGGAGUCAGUCCAGAGGGAGGUCAAAGCCACUCUGUCCCAGAAAGCCACUCUUAGUUGUAAUGUGUCUGACAGCAAGCAGGAGGUGAAAUGGUAUAAAGACGGCAAGUUGCUGACAUCCAGUAAGACAGUAUACUCAGAGGUGAAAGGCUCCAUCCGGCAGCUGGUGAUUGAAAAAGUGGAGAAAAGUGAUGCAGGAGAGUACGCCUGUGAAGCUGGAGGGGAGAAGCUAGUCUUUAAGAUACUCGUGUCAGAUGUUCAAUCAGCUUUCUCUAACAAGGAGUCUGUUCAGAGGGAGGUGAAAGCUUCUCUCUCACAGAAAACCACACUGAGCUGUGAGGUGGCUGAUGCCAAGACUGAGGUGAAAUGGUACAAAGAUGGCAAACUGCUGACAUCCGGCAAGACCAUCCACACUGAAUCAAAAGGCAAGAGUCGCCAGCUGGUGAUCGACAGCGUCGAGAGGAAAGAUGUUGGAGAGUACUUCUGUGAGGCUGGGUCUGAGAAGAUGGCUUUUAAGAUCCAUGGAGCAGAGGCCCAGUCAAUCUUUUUCAACAAGGAGUCGGUCCAGAAGGAGGUGAAAGCCACCGUGUCCCAGAAGGCAACUCUUAGCUGUGAGGUUGUUGAUUCGAACACAGAGGUGAAAUGGUACAAAGAUGGAAAGCUUCUCACUUCCAGCAAGACGGUACAUACAGAGUCAAAGGGCAAGAGUCGCCAUCUGGUGAUAGAGAGUCUGGACAAGAAGGAUGCUGGAGAGUACUUUUGUGAGGUUGGGACGGAAAAGCUCAACUUCAAACUUCAGGUGGCAGACACACAAGUCCAGUCAGCCUUCUUCAAAAAGGAGUCUGUCCAAAAGGAGGUGAAAGCUUCUGUCUCACAGAAAGCCACUCUAAGCUGCGAAGUUGCUGACGUCAAGACGGAGGUGAAAUGGUACAAAGAUGGCAAGCAGCUAACAGCCAGCAAGACAGUCCACACAGAAUCGAAAGGCAAGAGUCGCCAGCUGGUGAUUGACAACAUAGAGAGGAAAGAUACCGGAGAAUAUGUUUGUGAGGCCGGCGCUGAGAAACUGGCGUUCAAAUUACAUGUUGAAGAAACCAAGUCUGCCUUUUUCAACAAAGAGUCCGUCCAAAAGGAGGUGAAAUCCACUCUCUCUCAGAAAGCCACCCUAAGCUGCGAGGUCGCUGAUGCCAAGACUGAGGUGAAAUGGUACAAGGACGGCAAGCUGCUGACUUCCAGCAAGACAAUACACUCAGAGUCAAAGGGCAAAAGCCGGCAGCUGGUGUUUGAGAGCGUGGAGAAGAAAGAUGCUGGAGAAUACAUGUGUGAGGUUGGCACUGAGAAGCUGACUUAUAAGAUACAGGUGGCAGAACCGCCAGCUGGUUUCUGCAAUAAGGAAUCAGUUCAGAAGGAGGUGAAAGCCUCCCUCUCCCAGAAAGCUACUUUGAGUUGUGAGGUUUCAGAUUCCAAAACUGAGGUGAAGUGGUACAAGGACGGGAAGCUGCUGACUUCCAGCAAGACAAUACACUCAGAGUCAAAGGGCAAAAGCAGACAGCUGGUGUUUGAGAGCGUGGAGAAGAAAGAUGCUGGAGAAUACAUGUGUGAGGUCGGCACUGAGAAGCUAACUUAUAAGAUACAGGUGGCAGAACCCCCGGCUAGUUUCUGCAAUAAGGAGUCGGUCCAGAAGGAGGUGAAAGCCUCCCUCUCCCAGAAAGCUACUUUGAGUUGUGAGGUUUCAGAUUCCAAGACAGAGGUAAAGUGGUACAAGGACGGCAAGCUGCUGACUUCCAGCAAGACAAUACACUCAGAGUCAAAGGGCAAAAGCAGACAGCUGGUGUUUGAGAGCGUGGAGAAGAAAGAUGCUGGAGAAUACUUCUGUGAGGUUGGCACUGAGAAGCUAACUUAUAAGAUACAGGUGGCAGAACCCCCAGCUGGUUUCUGCAAUAAGGAAUCGGUCCAGAAGGACGUGAAAGCCUCCCUCUCUCAGAAAGCUACUUUGAGUUGUGAGGUUUCAGAUUCCAAGACGGAGAUAAAGUGGUACAAGGACGGCAAGCUGCUGACUUCCAGCAAGGAAGUCCACGUCGAGUCGAAGGGAAAGAGCCGUCAGCUUGUGAUCGAAAAAGUGGAGAAGAAGGAUGUGGGAGAAUAUACUUGUGAAGCUGGAACAGAGAAACUGGUGUUUAAGCUGAAACUUACAGAUGUAGCCGUCAAGUUCCAGAAGAAGCCUGUCAAGGACGCAUUUACUGUUGAAGCAGGAGAAAGCAUUGUUUUAGCGACUGAGCUGACCUCGGAAAGUGGUACCGUGAAGUGGUUUAGAGAUGGUGUGGAGCUCAAGGAGAGCAGCAAGUACGAAAUAAAAAAAGAUGGCCUUUCUCGAAGUCUGAAAGUGAAAUCUGCAGAGACCAAAGACAGUGGAGCAUACUCCUGUCAAACCACUGAUGACAAAGUGGAGUUCAAAGUACAGGUCAAAGAUUUAGCUUUGAAGUUUGUUACACCUCUGAAACCUGCUACAGUGGUGAUUGGAGAUAAACUUAGCCUCAUCUGUGAACUAAAUCAUGCCUCUGGGGAUGUUGUCUGGCACCAUAAUGGUCGUGAGAUUAAACCUGGCGCCAGGCACUCUGUCACAACAGAGGGUGCGAAGCGGGCUCUCACUGUGACCGGUAUGACGAAGGAAGAUGAAGGAGAAUACAGCUGUGAAUGCAGGGGUGACAAGACCUCUGCUAAAGUAACCUCCUCAGCACCAAGAUCGGUGAGGCUGAGUACCAAACUGAACAAUGUAGCUGCGGUGGAGGGAAAAGAUGCCAUUUUCAAGUGUGUCGUCACACCAGUGGAUGCCAACGUCAAAUGGUUCCACAAAAAUAUCCCCGUCACCAUUGGACCGAAGUACAAGACCGAGCAUGGCAACGGGACUCACUCACUUACGAUCAGCUCUGUUACCCAGCAAGAUGCUGGGGAGAUCAGUGUUGAUGCAGAAGGGAAAACCUGCACAGCUGUCCUGCAAGUGCAACAUGAACCUGUGACCUUUAAGAAAAAGCUGGAAAACCUGACAGUGGAGGAGCAAAGUGAAGUAAAACUGGAAGUCGAGCUCAGUAAAGCUUCAGAUGAUGUCAAGUGGAUGAGGAACAGUGUUGUGUUGCAGCCUGAAGGAAACAUUCAGGUUCACGUUGAUGGAGCCAAGCAGGUUCUGGUCUUCAAAAGAAUAACUUACGCUGAUCGUGGGAUCUACUCUUGUGAAACUCUGGAUGACAAGACCCAGGCCAAACUUACUGUGGAGAAGAAGAAGAUUCAGGUGGUAAAAGGUCUGACAGAAACUAAAGCACAUGAAACAGAGACAGUGACACUGGAGGUGGAACUCAGCCAGGCUGAUGCUGAAGGCUCGUGGACCAGAGAUGGGGCCAAAUUAAAAUCGGGGGGGAACUGCCAGAUAACAGCCAAGGGAAUGAAGCACGCCCUGACGCUGUCGAACCUUAAGAGGGAAGAUGCUGGAACUAUUUGCUUCCAAGCAGAGGAAGUUCGUACAUCAUGCAAACUGACUGUUGCAGAACCCCCUGCUAUGAUCUCCAAACCCAUUACAAGCGUCAGUGUUGAUGAGAAGGAGAAGGCUACGUUUGAAUGUGAAGUCUCCAGAACCGAUGCAGACGUUAAAUGGUUCAAGGGUGAUGUUGAACUGAAAGCAGGGAAGAACAUAAGCAUUCACUCCUUGGGUCGAAAACGCACGUUCGCCAUCAACAAAUGCAUCCCUGAAGAUGAGGGCACUUACAUUUGUCGUACUACUGAUGACAACACCUCUGCCAAGCUCACUGUUCAUGCCAGAGAUAUCAAGAUUGUUAAGAAGCUACAGGAUGUGGAGGUGAUGGAGAAGGAGAGCGCUACAUUUAAGUGCGAAAUCUCGCACGAUGAUGUGGAGUGCAACUGGUACAAAGGAAGCACCAAACUUAAAGCCAGUGACAACAUCAAGAUGAGACAAGAAGGCAGAAACUACGUACUGCUUUUCAAGUGUGUUACACCUGACGAUAUGGGUGAGAUUAAAUUCACAGCCGAGAAAGCAUCAUCAGCUGCCAAACUUAAAGUAAAAGAACUGCCUGUCAAGUUUGUGAAGAAACUCAGAGAUAAGAUAGCGAUGUAUAAGCAUCGCGCUCAUCUUGAAUGCCAAGUGUCGCGCGCCAGUGCAAAGGUGAAGUGGUUCAAAAACAAGACGGAGAUCCAACCAAGCAAAAAGUAUGAGGUUAAAAGCGAAGAUGUGUAUAGAAAGCUCACCAUCAACGACGUGGACUCCGGUGACGAGGAUACAUACACCUGUGAUGCCGCUGAUGACAAGACGUCCUGUAAACUACUUGUGGAAGAGCAGUCCAUUAGCAUAGUGCGGGAUCUAAGAUCAGUAGAGGUUACAGAGCCCUUUGCAGCUGUUUUCGAAGUGGAAAUCAGUAUGGAGCUGGUGAAACCCCCUCUGUGGACUUUGGACGGAGUUGCUGUGCAGGAGGGUGCUGAUGUUGAGAUGGAGAAAGAAGGCACGAUGCACCGCCUCACUUUCAAAAAGACCAAAGCAUCGAUGACAGGACCUGUGCAGUUUACGGCUGGGAAGAGCAAAUCUGCAGCUCAGCUCACAGUUAAAGAGCGCCCUCUUGAGAUUGCAGAGCCUAUGAAAGACUUGAAAGCUAAGGAAAAAAGCUCCGCUCUUUUCACCUGCAAAUUCUCAGCUGCCCCCAAAGAGGUUAACUGGUUCAAAGGUCAGGUACCUCUGACCCCGUCAGACAAGUACAAUAUGAAGCUAGAUGCUACAAGGGCCCAACUUACCAUUCUACGGUUGGCCGAGGAAGACAACGGAGAAUAUUACUGCAAGUCAGGACCUGCUGAGACCAAAGGCACACUUGCUGUUGAAGAGCGUGAGAUUAAGCUCACCAAGCACCUGGCUGACGUGGAGGUUGUUGAAGACAGCGAUGCAGUGUUCACGUGUGAGAUAAACUACGCAGAUGAAGAGGCGCAGUGGUUUUUGAAUGACAAGGUUCUUUUUACUAAUGAAGUGAACACCAUCACACAUGAUGGAAAGGUCCACAAGAUCACGCUGAAGAACUUGGCCCCUCAGGAUGGGGGGACCAUCACCUUUCAAGUGCGAAAGGUGAAAGAGUCUGUCACACUCACGGUUAAAGAGAAGCGUGCCGUGUUCCUAAAGACAUUAGAUGAUGUCACUGGAGAAGAGAAGGGUAUGAUAACUCUGGCAUGUGAGGCAUCCAAGCCACGGGUUUCCCCAAUAUGGAGGAAGGAAGGUAAAGUUUUGAAAGCCGGACCAAAAUAUGAGCUCCUUCACACAGCCAAGUCUUUGGGACUGAUCAUCAAGGAUAUCACUAAAGAGGAUGCUGGAGAGUACAGCUGUGAUCUUGGGACAGAAGUCUGUAAAUCAAAGGUCACUGUAAGAGAAAUCGGUGUCGGAAUCACUAAAUGGCUGAAAUCGGCUGAGGUGAAUGAGGGAGACGCAUGCAGUUUCGAGUGCAUUCUUUCUCGAGAAAGCACAGAUGAGUGCUCGUGGACUGUUAACGGGCAAACUGUUACAAACGGUGGGCGCUUUAAAAUCUCCAGUCAAGGACGCAAGUACAUGCUCGCGAUUAAGGACGUCACUCCUGCUGAUUCUGGGGAGGUGGUCUUCCAACUUAAGGACCUGAGCUCCAAAACAACAUUAACAGUUGAGGGAAAAGCUUCAUCGGUAUCACAAGGACUUCAGCACAUCUCUGCUGUUCAAGGCGAAGAUGCAGUUUUUACCUGUGAGGUGACACAGGCUAGUUCUACGGUCAAGUGGGCUAAGGAUGGGACAGUGAUCAAAACAAACCAGAAGUAUGAGAUCAGCCAACAGGUGAAGGUCAUGACGCUCACUAUCCACAGUGUCUCUGCUAAAGACUCUGGAGAGUACAGUUGUGAAGUUAUUGGAGGUGCAACGACUAAAGCUAAAUUGGAAAUAAAAGAAGCAAUCCAUAAAUUCACUAAAUCCCUGGAGGACAGCCAAGCGGACGAGAAGGGCUCCGUGACCUUGAAGUGUGAGACGGCACAAACCCCAUCCAACGUGACGUGGCUCAAAGGCCACGUGGACCUCAAAGCUGGAGGUCGAUAUGUCAUGUCCCAGGACGAGGGGGUUUUAACUCUCACCAUCCAAAAUCUGGAGGAAGAAGACAGCGAUAUCUACACGUGUGACGUUGGAACAGCCAAGAGCAUGGCGAAGGUCACUGUUAAAGUUGGGAAGGUAUCGGGUCCUCCUGCAGCAUCAAAAUCAGAAUCCAAGAGGCAGGAGACCCAAGAAAAAAUAGAAGUCAAGAUGGGUGAUUCUCUUUCCAAAGCUGCUAAAGAUGUGGAGAAGAGGCAGGAGAUAAUUGAAACUGUGGAAGCUGUGACGCUGCCAACUACUGGAGAAGCACCGAAACAGCAGCUUCUCACACAAGAUAUUCAGAAAGAUUGGAGAGAGCUUGGAUUGGGAGGUGAAGUCAAGAUGGUGGAUUCUACUUCCAAAACUACUAAAGAUGUUGAUAAGAGGCAGGAGAUAAUUGAAACUGUCGAAGCUGUGACGCUGCCAACUACUGGAGAAGCACCGAAACAGCAGCUUCUCAAACAAGAGAUACAGAAAGAUUCGAGAGAGCUUGGAUUGGGAGGUGAAGUCAAGAUGGUGGAUUCUACUUCCAAAACUACUAAAGAUGUUGAUAAGAGGCAGGAGAUAAUUGAAACUGUCGAAGCUGUGACGCUGCCAACUACUGGAGAAGCACCGAAACAGCAGCUUCUCAAACAAGAGAUACAGAAAGAUUCGAGAGAGCUUGGAUAUGGAGGUGAAGUCAAGAUGGGUGAGUCUUCUUUCAAAGCAGCUACAGAAGUUCAGAAGCAGCAAGAGAUAACUGAACCUGUGGAAGCUGUGACGCUGCCAACUACUGGAGAAGCACCGAAACAGCAGCUUCUCAAACAAGAGAUACAGAAAGAUUCGAGAGAGCUUGGAUUGGGAGGUGAAGCUGAAAAGACAGUCACUGGAACAGCUGUCAAGGAAGAUAACCAGAGCCAAGGGACUAAAGAGCAAGAGCAAGCGGCACCAGUAUCAUUCAAGAAGGAACUGGAGAGUCAAGAGGCCACAGAGGGAGGUGAAGUCUCGCUGUCCUGCGAGACCUCCAGCCCUGAAUGUAAGGUGACCUGGCUGAAGGGCACAAAAGUACUCACGCAAGGGCAGAAAUACUCUUUCCAGCAGAGAGCUUCCACUCACAUCCUUGUUAUACACAAGCUGACAAUGGAGGAUGGCGAUAAAUAUACCUGCGACACAGGAGACAAGAAAAGCACCGCUGUCCUGGCUGUAAAAGAGCGCGUGCGCAUUGUUCGAGAGCUCUAUGAUGUAACUGUGACCACUGGCCAGGACGCUUGUUUUGAGAUUGAGCUGUCGCACUCUGGCGUUACCAAUGGGGAGUGGUGGCUCGCAGACAACCUCCUUCAAAAUAAUGAUCUGAAUCAAAUGAGCAGUCACGGCAGAGUGCACCGCUUGGUUCUGAAGAUGGUGACCACAGAUGAAUCCGGGGAUGUUGCCUUUGUAGUGGGAGAGGAGAAGACUGUGGCCUGUCUUCUGGUGGAAGAGAAACCCAAAGUGCUAAUAUUAGAGAAACCUCACAACACUGUGGCUUUAGAGGGUGAAACGGUCACUCUUGCCUGCUCCAUCUCUGACCCCAAUGGCACAGUCACCUGGAUCAGGAACAGUGAGGUGAUCCAAGCAGGUCUCAAGUAUGACCUGAGGAAGAAUGAAGCAACCCAUCAACUUCGGAUCCACAGUGUGGUGCCCGGGGACUCAGGAACGUACACCUGUGAAACUCGAGAUGCCCGGUGUGAUGUCACGUUGACUGUGGAAGGUGCACCUGCAUUUUUCCAGAAAGAGCUUGAAAACCAGGAUGCCACAGAAGGUGAUGAUAUCACCUUGCACUGUGAGCUGUCUAAACCAGGUGUUUGUGUUGAGUGGAGGAAAGGAGGCGUUGUCCUCCAACCCAGUAACAAGUAUGACAUAAAGCGGGAAGGGUGCGUUCAACAGCUUUGCAUUCGAAACCUCGAUCCUGAGGACAGUGGCUACUACACCUGUGAUGCAGGAACCCAGCUCACUACAGCUUCUUUAGCAGUGCAAGUGAAAGAAGUCUACGUUGUUUCGGGUCUUAAGAACAGUGACGUCUUUGUUGGGGAAUGGGCAACUUUCUCCUGCCACCUCUCUGGCAGGGCUCUUGGUAAGGUGCAGUGGUGGCUGGAUGGCAACUUGUUGGAGAGCAGCCCCUUUGUCGAGAUAGGACUGGGGCAGGGCUACCUCCACACACUCACCUUAAAGAACCUGGCCACAGACGACUCUGGCACUGUCACCUUCAAAGCAGGCGGUUUAUCCUCAGCAGCCAAGCUCUUAGUCAAAGAUCCAGCAGUGGAAGUGGUGAGCGAGAUGGAGGACCUUCAGGCGGUUGAAAACCAACCGGCUGAGUUCAUCUGUCAGUAUUCAAGGCCAGUCAAAGCUCAGUGGCGGAAAGAUGGGCAGCCUUUAAAGCCUGAUGGUCGAAGGGUGGUAGUGGAGCAGGACUGGACUGUGGCGCGGUUGUACAUUAGCCGUGUGUCCGCUGAGGACGUGGGCACAUACUCCUGUGAGGCAGAGGGGACCUGUGUGGUUGCUUCACUUCAUGUGGAAGCCAAACCCAUUCAGAUUGUUCAAGGCCUGGAGAAUGCAGAAACCUUUGAUGGAGGUGAAGUGCUUUUUGAGUGUGCCCUUUCUCGUCCUGAGAACAAAGAUUUCCAGUGGCUUCUUAAUGGGAAACCAUUGAAAGAAUCCCCUAAUGCUGAGUUCGUGUCGUUUGAGAGUGGUCUCCGCCAUCUGCUCCUCCUGAAAGAGUUACACGUUAAAGAUACUUGUACAGUGACCUUUAAGGCUGGUACAGCCUCCAGCUCUGCCCAGCUGACGGUCAAAGCCUGGAAACUGGAAAUCGUGAAAGAUUUGGAGGACAGGGUGGCUGCAGUGGGAGAGAAGGUGGAGUUUUGCGUGAAGCUGACUGAGCCGGUCCCUGCGGCAGAAGUGGCCUGGUACGCCAACGGAGCUGAACUCAAGCCCGGUGACCUCUGGGCUAUGAAGGCUGAUGGCAGUUCUUUCAGCCUCGUCCUGAGGCAGGCCCCUCUCUUGCCCCAGCAGGAAAUUACUUUUGCUGCAAGAGAUGCUCUCUCUUUGGCCAAGCUUACAAUCAUCACUGUACCUGAUCCCCCAGAAGACCCGGAGGUCCUCAGUAAGACUCCAGUAUCUGUCGCCCUGUCUUGGUUUACUCCUCUCCAUGAUGGAGGGAGUCCUAUUAUGGGCUACAGGGUGGAAAUGCGGCUGGUGGACAGUGCACUCUGGCUCCCGUGUCUUUCUGAGCCUGUGUGCAACACAGAGUAUGUGGUUGAAAAUCUGGUCUCAGGGAGCGGCUACAGAUUUAGAGUGGCAGCCAUAAACAGAGCAGGGAUUGGAGAGCCUGUUGAACUGCCUCUAACUGUGCAGCUUGAUGCAAAAGCAGCAGAAACAAUGGGACAACCGAGUCUACCUCCCGAAGCUGCCGUAGAAGGUGAUCUCCAUGAGCUGUGGGAAGCAUCGGCCAAGAAACGGCGCAUGAGUAGAGAACCCACCCUGGACUCCAUUUGUGAACAACCUGAGGUUGAUGGUAAGAAAGAGAAGAAAGAGCUCAUAUCAUCUGAGAAAGUGGAAACAAAAUCAGCUGAGAAGGAACAGGUCAUUAUGUUGAAAAAGGAGGCAGAAUCCAGCCAGUCCAUCAAGUCGGAGGAAGAGACUGUUUCUGGGGGCUCAUCGCUUGUGGCUUUCCUCAAAAAGAGUAGUAACACCUCCGUCACAGCAUCCUCUGAGGAAGAGACUCUAGCUACUGACAGGUUCUUUGCACAUUUCCAGAUGACAGAGCAGACAGUGCAGAAAACUGAAGUAAAAACAACUGUAGUUCAGCAAAAAGAAGAAACACAGGUGUCUUUGUCGAACACCAGCGCUAUGGAUGUCACCAAAGAAGAAGAGACAGAGCUUACAGGUGCCGUCAUUAAGAUUCAAGCCGCCUUCAAGGGUUACAAAGCUCGCAAGGAUAUGCGCCCUGUCUUCAAAGAUGUUUUCAAAGACCAAACCAAAGCACCUAAUGACACCAUACACCUUGAAUGUAUAACAGAAGGUAAACCUGACAAAGUGCGCUGGUUGAAAGAUGGGGAACCGGUGAUGGAUGGCAAGCACCAUCAUAUCGAUAUCUACAAUGAUGGCACCUGCUCUCUGGUCAUUACUGGGAUCACCACAAAGGACACUGGGGUUUACACAUGUGAGGUCACCAACAAGUUUGGAGUAGCUUCCCACAGUUCUAAGGUGACAGUGGGAACAGUGAGAGAAGUGAGAGAAUCGUCAGGCCGGCGGCCGCUCACAGUGGGCUACAGUGCAGACAGUGAACCGGAGAGCUCUGGCAGUGAGAUGGACGACUCUCUGAGACAGGCGAGCAGACGCCUCAGGCGGCUGCUGCACACACGCCUGCCGCCAGAUGUCCAGGAAGAACCGUUUGUUAGCGCAGAUGAAGGAGACCUUCGUUCUACAGAUCCUCAGUCUUACCGCGAGGAUGAAAACUACAUCUACAUUCGCUUUGAUUCACGAACCCAGGCUGAAGUGGCCUCUAAGAGAUUCCAGGAGAUGUUUACAAUCCACGGGGUCCCCGUGGAGACCAACAUCAUCGCAGCAGGGGCUCACAAAGUGGAGCUUCGUAUUAAAAAGUUGGGAUACAUCCAAGAUGGUACACAAACCCCCACACAAGAUCAACAGGGUCCUGCUUUCAUGGCUGGAGCUGCAGCUGCCCCAGUUUUCCUGACAGAGAUACAAAGUCAGGACGUUCCAGACGGGUAUCCCGUCAGCUUCGACUGCGUUGUGAUCGCCAAGCCACCGCCCACCAUUCGCUGGUACAAGGAUGGCAAACUGCUGGAGGAGAAUGACCACUACAUGAUCAAUGAGGACCAGGAGGGCUGCCACCAGCUCAUCAUCACCGCUGUGUUACCCACUGACAUGGGCGUCUAUCGCUGCACAGCUGAAAACAGCAGCGGGAUUGCUGCCACUAAAGCUGAACUCAGGGUUGACAUGUCUUGCAGCUCAGAUUAUGACACUGCUGUUGACGCCACUGAGACAUCCUCCUAUGUCAGUGCCAAAGGCUACGCUUCCAGCAGGGAUACCGAGACCUUUGAGUCGGUAACUGAAGAUGAUCAACUCCCUCAAGUUGUGGACGAGCUUCAUGAUGUUCACGUAUGUCCAGGUUCACCGAUUGCAAAGAUGCACCUCAGAUUAAAGGGUUUUCCCACACCCAGAGUAUACUGGUUCAAAGAUGGUCACCCACUGCGAGGAUCAGAAAGGAUUCUGUUAUUGACAGAACGAGAUGUUCAUGGGUUGGAGAUCCUGGAGGUGAAGAGAGAGGAUAUGGGGGAAUACUCUGCUUACAUCAGCAAUGCAGCCGGGUCUGCUUACUCCUCUGCUCGACUAAUAGUUUUAAAUCCAGGAGAGAUUAUGCCACAAGACAAAAAAGACUCCAAGGAACCCCUGGUCCCACCGCGCUUCCUUGAGAAGUUCUGCAACAGAAAAGUAAAACAGGGAACAAGCAUCACCCUGUCUGUCAAAGUUGAAGGCUCUCCUACUCCCAUGGUCUCCUGGCUGAAGGAGAAAUCAGCAGAGGAUGUCUUGUGGAUCAAGCCUGAAACUAAGGGCUACAAAAUAGCGAGCUCUGGGCGCCAGCACAGCCUCAUCUUGAUGGACGUUAGCUCAGUGUAUUCUGGCAUCUACACUUGUAUCGCCACAAAUAAAGCAGGGCAGUCCAUCUGCACCGCUCACCUCGAAGUGGACGACAUGCCACAACCGAAGAAAGAGACCAAACCUUCAGAGGUACUUGGCAUUACAGUUAGUCCUCCAGAAGAGGAGACUAGCAGAGGGAAAGAGGGCAAACUACCCUACCUAGGUGAAGUGGGCACAGAAGAAUUCCUCAUGAAACUCACUUCUCAGAUCACUGAAAUGGUCUCAGCAAAGAUCACGCAAGACAGUUUACAGAAUCAUGAAGUGCUCCAGUGGAUGAAAUCUUGGCCCAAAACUACCACUUCGUUACGAGUACCGGGCGCCGACAGUGAUGAUGAGACCAAAACUCCUUCUCCAUCACCUCAUCACGGCCGCUCUCGUCCCCCUUCUCUCAUGGCUGACUCCUCCUCAGAGUCUGAUGAGGGGGAUGCCAGGGGAGAGAUGUUCGACAUCUAUGUGGCAACGGCUGAUUACAACCCAACCAUCGUUAGCAAAGACUCCAUCGCUCUAAAGGAGGGACAGUAUGUUGAAGUGUUGGACUCAGCUCAUCCACUCAAGUGGUUAGUCCGUACCAAACCAACCAAAACAACACCGUCCCGCCAAGGCUGGGUCUCACCUGCCUACUUGGACAAAAAACUCAAACUCUCUGCUGAUACGGGCGACCUUCCAGAAACAAGUUCAGAGGAGGUGUCUGAGGGCGAAUACAAGAGAAAGUUAUUCCAACUGGUUCAUGAACUGAUAAAUGGAGAAUCAGAGUUUGUCAAAGAGGUGGAUUUCUUUACCUCCCACCACCUGAAGCACGCCGACAGCCCCGAGGUGCUGCCUGACGUCUCCAGCCAGAAGGAAACCAUUUUCAGGAACAUCGAUGACAUCAAAUCCUUCCAUACCAAGACAUUCCUCCCCAAGUUAAAUGACUGUGAGACGGAUGAUGAUGUAGCCAUGUGCUUCCUGAAGAACAAGGAGGGCUUUGAGAAAUAUCUCCAGUAUUUUGUGGGUCAAAGUCAGGCUGAAUCUGCAGUCAGUGACAAAACUGUCCACUGCUUCUUUAAGGAGUACACUGAGAAAGUGCAGGCCAAUGCAGACCCCUCAGAUCCCCCUGUACGAAGCAUCAAUGCCCAUCUCAAACAACCAGUGGAAAGGAUUCAGAAGUACAAGGCCGUCCUCAAGGAGCUCAUUCGUAACAAGGCAAGAAAUGGCCAGAACUGCUGCCUACUGGAAGAAGCAUACGCGAUGGUGUCGGGACUCCCUCAACGAUCUGAUAAUACCCACCACGUCUCAAUGAUUGAGAACUAUCCGGCUACGCUGGAAAAUCUGGGAGAACCAAUUAGACAGGGACCUUUCCAAGUAUGGGAAGGAGCUCCAGGAAUUAGAACGUCCUCUAGGGGUCACCACCGUCAUGUCUUCCUCUUUAAAAACUACUGUAUAAUCUGCAAACCCAAGCGAGACAGCAACACUGAUACACAGGCUUAUGUUUUCAAGAACAUGAUGAAGUUGAAUAACAUUGACGUGAAUGAAACAGUGGAGGGCGAUGACCGUGCCUUCGAGAUCUGGCAUGAACGAGAGGACUCUGUGAGAAAAUAUACUUUACAGGCUCGAACUGUUACCAUCAAAAACUCUUGGUUGAGAGACCUCCGUGAACUGCAGCAGCGCUACAGCAUGCCUGCAUGGAGCCCUCCUGACUUUGAAGAAAUCUUGGCAAACUGUACAGCAGAGUUGGGCCAGACUGUGAAACUGGCCUGCAAAGCCACCGGAGUGCCGAAACCUGCGAUCACCUGGUACAAGGAUGGACGUGCAGUAGAGGCCGACCCUCAUCACAUCAUUAUUGAGGACCCUGAUGGUUCCUGCACACUCAUCCUGGAUAAUAUGACUGCAGAUGAUUCUGGCCAGUAUAUGUGCUUCGCCACAAGUCCAGCUGGCAACGCCAGUACUCUUGGAAAAAUCAGUGUUCAAGUACCUCCUCGUUUUGUAAAUAAAAUGAGGAAUGCCGUCUUUGUUGUUGCUGAAGAUGCUCAGUUCACCUGCGUAAUACAAAGUGCACCCAGCCCCAAGAUAAGGUGGUUCAAGGAUGGCCGGCUGCUGACUGACCAAGCCAAGUAUCAGACCUACAAUGAGCUUCGUAGUGGGGUGCUUGUUCUGGUUAUUAAAAACUUGACGGAGAGAGACCUUGGACACUAUGAGUGUGAGUUGUCUAACCGCCUGGGCAGUGCCAAGUGUGCUGCUGAUUUAGUCUUCCCCUCUGCUGUGUCUCGCGCUGGCGAGCAGGCCAUCACCAUUGAAGUCACCGAGCAAGAUACUAGAUUACCAAAGAAAACCAUCAUUAUUGAGGAGACUAUUACCACUGUGGUGAAGAACCCGCGUAUGAGGAGACACAAAUCUCCUGGUCUGACUGUCACCGGUGCCCACCGCUCUGAGACGUCUACGCCUGAGCCCCUCACAGCCAGGCCCAGGAGGAUGCCCACCCCGAGGAAGACGGCCAUUCCAACCCUGUAUGUUACUGAGCCCGAGGGGGCUGAAGCCCGGGCCACGGACAACAAGCCCAGGUGGGUUGAAGUAGAAGAGGUCAUCGAGUACAAGGUCAAUAAGUCUCCCAGGCUGUCGAGGAGGAGAGGCGUCUCACCUGCAGCGUCUGAUCGCGCAGCCACUCCCUCAAGACCAAAGAGAUCUACCUUGGAAAACCCAAAUGCGAACAACUCUAACAACAAGCUGGUGGAGCAGCCACAAGCACACCUUCAGGGAGACAUGAGCCCCCUGCUGUCCUGGGAGGAAGAGGAAUCUCAUGUUGCUUCGGACUCUGCUCCCGGUGAACCAGAAGAGCUGUCAUCUGUCUUUACAACUGCUGGAGGAGACGUUGAGGACUUGGAUGAUCAACAAACGGUCAUCUUUGAAUCUGAUGAUGAAAAUGAUGGAAAGCAGGAGGCCAUGAUGCUGAAAGAAGGAGAUCGUAUUUUGACUCUGGAGGACUUAGAGGAUUACAUCCCGGAGGAGGGAGAGACCUAUGGCUCUUCCGACAGCCACCAUGUUGCUGACGAAAAGCCUUGCGAGAUCUCGGUGCUCCAGAGGGAGAUUGGCGGGUCCAGAGUGGGACAGCCGGUGCUUCUCAAUGUGGGGCGGCCUGAAGUAGUGCCAAGGCAGAGGAGCAACUUCUUCUGUCGCUUCAGGGAUCAUCUCUCCGGCAGGCUCUUCCCAUCAGCCUUCCCACAAGGCAGUGACACUCAACCUAGGACAGAGAGGCAAAUCCCAAUCCAAGUGAGCCAUGCAAAGCUGGAGGUGAAGCCUUCAUACUGCUCAGAGGUGCAGAGGGUUGAGGGAGGUCAGCAAAGCUUUAAAACCAAAGUGUCCACUCAGACCUACGGCUACACAUCAGUCGGCAACCCUGUAACUCUUCAAAUCAGAGAUAACCCUUACCAGAACCAGUAGAAGAGUCAAAUCUGGAACCACAAACCCUCUUAGUCUUAAAUAGAUAUAUUUCUACAUACAUGACAAAAAGGCAACCCCUAUCCCAAGGUACAUCUGCUACAUUUGACAAAUCAUUCCAUUUUCAAGCAGCCAAUCAGAAAACAAAACUGUCUCGCUCUCCAGAGUUGCUUUUGUGAGAAGCCCUUGGAGUUACAAGCUGUCAAGGAGUCAUAUUUAAACCAAGCACCUGUCCUAUAUUGGCAGGUUUAACGCAUCCAAGAUGCAAUGAAGUUUGUGCAAAGAGGUAUCAAACCUUUUACUGAGUUGACCCACCUGUGGAUAUGUGUCCAUUCAUAUAAGACGACGGUCUUGGCCUCAGAUGACCAAUGACAAUCAUGGAUCUGAAACCAUAUAUUUAUAACGACAAGAAUAAACUUUAAUCAUCAACUUAUAUGAGAAUAAUUUUAUUUAUAGAAAACUGAAGGCAGCACACCUGCGCAAGCAGGAAAGGAAAGUGAGAGGAAGAGAGAAUUCUUCAUAAAUAUACAUGUAUAUUAACAUUCUGAUCAUUCGCUCUGUUGAAUCAUUAAAGCAUAAUAAGAUCUGAAGAAAGAAGAUUGUACAUUUUAUUAAGCUAAUGUGCGGCAGCCUUCCACUUUUGAGGCAGGCAAGAAAGUUUGAGACUUAUUUUGUCAGAUGCAAGGCUGAUUGUUUUAAAUGUUCUUUAAAAAAAGGGGGAAAAAAGCCCCAACUCUAAAACCAUUCAAGCCAGUCAGUGGUCCUUGUGAAUGUCUACGUUGAAUUUGUUUUCAAUCUAAACAAAAUAGAUUAAGAGGCAGAGUUCGAAUGUGUCAACAUCUUAUUUUGAAACCUGACCUGCUUAGAAGCAGGUUAGCUUUUCAGCAUCGGUUGUCGUGGUAACACGCUCUGGUAAGACGUGAACCAGGACAUAUGAGAUCCAGAGAUGAACCUGAAGUUAACCCACUAAACCCCUGAGCCUGCUUUGGAGUAAGGAUUGUGAGGUUGAAACCAAGUUGUAAAGCAGGUUUCAGUAUUGUUUAAUACUUUCAGCAACUAUGAGAUAUGCUGCAUGAACCAACCCAAAAAAACAAGUUUUACAUUUUACUACUGCUUGAUCAUGUUUGUGUUAAAUACACACAAAAAUCAUGAACUUGCCAAUAUUGACUAAUCCAGGCAUUCAAAUUAGUAAAAACGUAUGCUAUUCAUAAACAGUUAUAGGACAUUUAUGUAUUUUAUGUUCUCAGUUUUACUUUUCUACUUUUCAGAAAUGUAGUGUUUUAAAGUGCCUUGGAUUCCUCACAUAGCAAUAAGUUGCUGACUGUGUAUUUUGAAAUUUCCAUAUUGCUUGUUUGAGAUGUGCCAUCAAACUAUAAGAUAGUUUUUCAUUGGUGUGAACGAUUCCUUAGUGAGGAAUUAUGCAAUUAUAACUAUUAAGCAAACAAUGCGGCAUGGCAACUAAAAACUUGUUCUCCAAGUACAUCCUAUGUCAAACAGAUGUUCCAAAGAUAACUUGUCGAUUGAAUUUUGUAAGACUUUUUGGUGUCUGUUGAUGCAGUGCAGGUACCUGUGAGCUCUCUAUUCAUGUGUAAGUGACAAAUAUUGGAGUGACUGCAUGUAUUUGCUUUCCUAAAGCAGAUGUGUUUAGUCCAAGGUAUGCACAACCUUAACCUCAGAUUAAUAAGCAAACUUGUGUGCAAAGAAUUGUAUUUUAAUGAAUGUACUACCUACGCAGUGCAAUUUGAAAAUAGAACGUGUGGUGUUUGUGUGCAAGGGUGUCUUUUACAGAGUAUGUUAUGUAAUCAUUUGAAACCACUAAUAGAUUGUAAUUGCUUGUACUUUAAAUGUGUAGUUCUGGACAAAACAAGGUUGAAUACAAAGUGUUGGAUUAAAUAAAUGUACUGCAAAUACUCA